This is a messenger RNA of Archocentrus centrarchus (flier cichlid), 1401 nucleotides long. Its product is annotated as P2Y purinoceptor 3. Lineage: Eukaryota; Metazoa; Chordata; Actinopteri; Cichliformes; Cichlidae. Bases 1 to 1401 code for a protein of 466 amino acids. The transcript has a single exon. Gene Ontology annotation, cellular component: membrane. Gene Ontology annotation, molecular function: G protein-coupled receptor activity; oxysterol binding. The record is from RefSeq and is a predicted model, not a curated record. Gene Ontology annotation, biological process: G protein-coupled receptor signaling pathway.
AUGUCAUCCAGACGUGAAUUUCCUUCGAAUGCCAGUGUGGAAAUGUUCCUCAACGUACUGAACUCCUCCUCCACCUCACCAUCUCAGUCUUGCAGCAUAGACGAGUCCUACAAGUACAUCUUCCUUCCCAUUUGUUACUCCUUCACAUUCAUCUUCAGCAUCUCCCUUAACUCGGUCGUCCUCUACCGUUCUUUUCGCCAGACCAAGCGCUGGAAUGCCUCUUUGAUAUACAUGGUCAACUUGGCCUCUACAGACUUCAUGUACGGCCUGUCUCUGCCAUUUCUCGUGGGAAGUUACAUCAUGCGUGACCGCUGGAUCUUCGGGGACUUCAUGUGCCGGCUGGUUCGUUUUCUCUUCUACUUUAACCUCUACUGCUCCAUCUUCUUCCUCACUUGCAUCUCUGUGCAUAGAUACCUUGGUAUUUGCCACCCAAUGAAAGUGAUCACACUGGAAUCCAAGAAGGCUGUCAAGUGCACUUGUGUCCUUGUUUGGAUUGUAGUAUUCGCUUUGACGUGCCCGAUCUUCCGUUUUGCUCAGACUGGUCAUGUGACAAGAUUGACAGGGUUUGGAAGCAAUGCAAGUAUUGGCAAUCCAAGUCAUGAAAUAUCACCAGUAAAUGCAAUCAAUGGUAAAUUGGAAGGGGUAAUUGAAGAGUACCAGAACUGUUGGGAUGAUGCCAUAGAUAAGGAGUUUCCUGAUUAUGUACCCUAUGGCAUCACACUCCAUUUGCUGGGCUUUUUUGUGCCAUUUUCCAUAAUUGCUUACUGUUACUCUCACGUAGUUCUCACCAUAUUUAGGACAUUACAUUCUCAGCCCGCGUCCUGCAGAAAUCCAAUAGAUGAAUGCACGAAGAGAAGAGACAAGAACAGCUCAGCAGCUGUUGGAACAGGAAGAAGACGAAACAAUGGAUUACAGAAAAUAGUGGGAAGGGAUGAAGGAAUUUCCAUUUUUCUUGGCGCUCAAUCCCCAUAUGCCAGUCGAAGGCGUAAAUCCAUCAGAACUAUCAUUACCAUCACCCUGUUAUUUGCUCUGUGUUUCUUUCCCUUUCAUGUUACCAGAACCAUCUUUCUUUUGCUGAAAGUGACCAAGAGUGUUCCCUGUCACACUAUGACAACAGUCUCCAUGUGCUACAAGAUCACCAGGCCCUUGGCAUCCUUCAAUGCAUGGCUCAAUGCCCUCCUUUACUUUCUGACUAAAGAUAAAGGGGGAGCUCAGUGCUGCAAAGCAGUAAACACCACUACCCAACAGCAUGCUGUGCUGCUGUUGCCACUGAGAAUGAUGGGAAGAGGACAGGGUGAAGUGGACAGAGCGACAGAAGACAAGACUGACAAAAAGGAGAAUAAAGCAUUUCACAGUCCAUCAUCUGUGAACAGAGCAAAAGUUAAAUAUAUAGUUGAAUGA